UGGCGGAAGUUGGGCUAUAGUCGUUCGUUGCAAUUCGACUGACGGUGACUGCUUUAGGUCACCGAAGUUCGGCUGUUUCUGAAAUUUUGUGUUAAUUUUCUUCGAGAAUGACUUUAACUGCGAAUUUAUUAAAACGUUCGGUAAACAUUGCUAAGAAUUGCAAAUAUGCUACUCAAGCAGCAGCACAAACAUUAUCUCAGCCACCACCUUUGCUGAAACAAGAUCCAAAGAUUACCAAUUUACCUAAUGGGAAAACUAUAGCUUCUAUAGAAAAUUAUUCUCCUGUUUCAAGAAUAACUGUUUUAGUGAAGGCAGGACCACGUUUUGAGAAUGAUGAUAAUCUUGGAAUUUCCCAUUGCUUGAGAAAUGCAGCAGGAUUGUCAACAAAAAAUAAAACAGUUUUUGGUAUCACCCGUAACAUUGAAUAUGUUGGAGGAAGAUUAACUGCUUCUGCUGACCGGGAACAUGUUAUCUACUCACUAGACUGCUUACGUGAUGAUUUGGACAAAACUGUUGGAUUUUUAACAGAGGUUAUAUCUAAUCCUGCUUUCAAACAUUGGGAACUUAAAGACUACUUGCCAAGAAUGAAAGUAGAAGUUGCUAAACAUGUAAAUAAUCCAGAAACAGUUCUCAUGGAAUCAAUACAUAAAGCAGCUUUUCGUGGUGGUUUAAAUAACUCUCUGUUUUGCCCUGAAUUCAAAUUGGGAUCACACACAACUGAAAUGGUAGUGUAUUAUUUUAUCUUUUUUUGAUGCUUAUUCAUUUAAAUCAUGGUUAAAAAGUCACUCAUACAUCACACUCCAGCAGUUUGCUGAAGUGUGAUGUAUGAGUCAUCAUUAUUCAUUUCUCAGCACAUUUUAAUGUAAAAGUUUGUCAUAAUAUGCAUAUAUUUUGAUAGAUAUAUAUUUAUUAAAUACCUACCUAAAUUAGUUGUGUGUUUAUAGUUUGAGACAAAAAUGAUUCUUAUUUCAGGUGAUGAUGAUAGCACCAUUACAAUGUGGUUCUAUUUUUUUUAUCUUUAAAAUUUAGUUUCUUAAUUUUUGCAUUACAUAAAUUUUCCCAUAAAUGUUGCACAUAGCCAAUCAACACCGUUAAUUUUAAAUAUAAAUAUGUUAAUAAAACAAAACUAAGGAUAUUUAGAAAUCAAUAUAUAUAACUAUAAUGAAAACAAGUACAAUUCACAUAGCAUUAAAUUCCUUUUAUGUUGCAGUCUAUAUGUCAUAUGUAUAUACUAGUGUUGUAACGAAUAGUAUAUUCGGCCUCAGGCCGAAUACCGAAUAUUCGGUCAGGAGCGUGGCCGAAUAGCCGAAUAUUCGGCCAAACUAUUCAGCUCGAUUAACGC
Messenger RNA from Centruroides sculpturatus (bark scorpion), 1342 nucleotides. RefSeq names its product cytochrome b-c1 complex subunit 2, mitochondrial-like. The coding region runs from base 108 to 752 and encodes 214 amino acids. The transcript is spliced from 7 exons. Gene Ontology annotation, cellular component: mitochondrion. The record is from RefSeq and is a predicted model, not a curated record. NCBI's taxonomy places the organism in Eukaryota, Metazoa, Arthropoda, Arachnida, Scorpiones, Buthidae. Gene Ontology annotation, molecular function: metal ion binding.